Molecule: messenger RNA, 2247 nt
Organism: Biomphalaria glabrata
Lineage: Eukaryota; Metazoa; Mollusca; Gastropoda; Planorbidae
Exons: 3
Coding region: 414-1739 (441 amino acids)
Source: RefSeq, a predicted model, not a curated record
ACAGCUCAAAAAGCGUUGCAUAUUAAAUCCAUAACAAAGUUGUAGAUCUAGUUCUUUGAGUAGAUGGCAAAUGUUUAAUAUCCAUCAAGUUCUAAAUAAUUUCAGAACAUUGUGUGUAUUCGUUGAGUGGAGCUAGCACAACAAAUUUGAAUUGAAUGGAAUUAGAAAUUAAUAAUAUGUAGAGUAUAGCGAAAGAUAUUGAUCUAUAUAUAGAUAGAUUUCCCCCCCCCCUAAAGGUUAAGGUUGUUUAUUCGUGUGGAAUGCAUAGUAUCAACAUGGCGGCUAAAGACUAUUUAGAUCUGCAUGUUCUAUUUAUAAUGCAGUGAAGCACAAUUUGCUAUCGAUUUUGAUGAACGGUAGCUUAAUUAGUGUCUUUGACCAUCCUAAUUUAUUCAGAGGUAAAAAGCCACUAAAUGGGACAGUUCUUUUCUAGGGAGACAGACUUGUUCUAUGGAAAGCAUGAAGUCGCCGAGGUUGACCAAGAGGAAAUGUCUGGCGAAGAGGAAAUGUCUGUCGAAGAUGAAAAGACUGGCUUAGAGGAAAAGGCUGCAGAAGAAAAAAAGUCUGGCGAAGAUGAAAAGUUUGGAGAAGAGGAAAAGUCUGGCGAAGAUGAAAAGACCACUGAAAAGUCCACAGCAGAAAAAAGCUUAAAUUCUAAAACCAAAUCUUCAAAAGAUCCAUAUGAAAAUUGCACUAAAACGUUCAACGGGCACAGAGAUAUGAUCCGGAUUAAAAAUUUCACCACAGACAGCCUUCCUGACCCUUACAAUAAGAUUGAAGAUGUCUAUAAGCUUACCAUGGCCCUGGUCUACCUCACUGUAAGAAUAAAGACCAAAUGCGUGAGCAGCAAGAGGCCGGAUUUUAUGCCGGACACAAAAAAGGAGUGCAGUUAUCCUCUUUCUGAAAAAAGAGGCGAAAAAUGCUAUAGCACCGGGACAGGAAGAGUUUGCGAUGUCGUUACUCAUCGGGGCAGAAAAUGCACGUGCACCGAUUGCUCCAAGUCUCAGACCCCUAACAAAAAUUGCUGGACGAUCAAAGUGUUUACUGCAACCCACGUCGUAUUUGACGGCGAAGAGGCAGCCGAUGCGAUUUGCACUUUGUUCUACGACGAUAAUGAUAACACCGAUAGAAAUAAAUAUCUCCGUGGCUUUAAAAAGAUCUGGUCAGACUCCGGGGGAGACUUGUGUUUGUUAUCUACUGUUACUUGCGAUGAAGGUCUGAGCACCAAACUAUUUGCUAAGAUUAGAGAAUUCAACAGCUACUGGAAGUCUUUGAAAAAGUUGCACGAAAAACAAAAAUCCAAAGAAAGAUUGGUCAUUUUAGUGUCACACCCGCACGGGAAAGAGAAGCGAAUUUCUGUUGGAUUUGGUUUAGAUAUUGGAGCCAUCCAAGGUUUAAGAUACAGCAAAUUCAUCUACAACUCUCCGACAUGCCCUGGGACAAGUGGUGGUCCUGUCUACGUGCUUGGAUACGAUUGGUUCGCUACUGAAUUUGUGCACGGAGGAGGAAUGAACGAUUUCACUGACAUAGAAAACAUUUUUAAGAGUAAUCCGGACUUAAUAACUAAACUUUUCCCUUCCUAUCAAAGUGGCUCCCCCAUAAUCCCCUUGUCCUAUUCUUCGGCGUACUACACGGACGAAAAAAACUCGGACACUAGUCAAGACAAAAUAGAAACGGCUCAAUCAGCCAACGUGGACCCAAAGUUUAAAUUUUCAAACUACAGUGCUAGGUGGUACUAGGAAGGAGCUCAGACCACUCUCUGAUUUCCUUUCAUAUUAAAUAAAUCAGAGAUUGCUGUGAUGUCCGAUGUUUAAAUUUAAAAGCUUAGAGGCCCAAUUUUAGGGCACAUGCACUGUGAUGAUAAUGACUUUCUCAUCUCUUAGUGUUUGGGAUUCUGUUGUUGUUUUUUUUUGUAACAAUGUUCAAACAACAGUGUUUGAUGGUACAGAUAGGAAAAUCCUGCAGAUCCCACUUCAUGGUCUUAUAUCUUAUGAACUAGAUUUACUAGAAAACUGAUGUGGAGUCCGAUGUUCACUUUGAAACGCCGAUUACAUAAUGUGCAACUCCUGGAGGGAUUAUGUCUCCAACAAGGACUUUUUGAAACUCGCCAAUAUGCACAGCAACUAUGCUCUUCUGACACACAGAAGACUACCCUGACUUGGACAUGUCACUCGCAUGCCAGAGGGAAUAUAUAUUUAUAUAUAUAUAUAUAUAUAUAUAUAUAUAUAUAUAUAUAGAGAGAGAGAG